CGUCAAACAAGAAUAUGGGGUGACGUGAACGCUGCUCGGGGUGGCGAGGAUGGUAGUCGUGUACCACAGACAACUGAGGCACGGGAUUCGUAAUAGAGAAGCCUAUGCAGCACUGACGGAGAGAAUCAGUGCCAGCUGCACUGCGGUAAUGCAGGAUAAUAAAACCUUAGUCGAGAUCUAAAGAUAGUCUGGACUUCGGCAUACGAGGAAUGUUUCUGUUGUUUUCUCCGAGGACGCUCGGGUGGCUUGUGGAAGAGGCAACUCUCCCCCCUCUGUCUGGGAAGUUUCUUACCAAAGAGAUGCCCCAAGCACCGAUUUGGAGUCUCUAGUCCCACCAUGUCUGAUACGCUUUCGGAAUCAAUUGAACUCAGAAUGUCGACUACGAAUUGUGUGAAAACGGAGUGAGUAGAUCCAUUUCAAGCUCCGGUCAAACACACUAACGCACACCCCGGUACGUCGGUUACUAAUUGUGUCUACAGCCAGCUGAGACGGACGACGCGUACGAUGCGUCCAACGAGUUGCUAAACAUGCUCAGUCGAACAGCAAGACUGCUGUGACACAUCGGAUUCGCUGGCAAAGUGAAUCCCCUGGCAUAUGUUCUACGAAUAGGAUACAGCCGUUCCGGUGACACACGUGCUGGUAGUCUGCAACGUGGCCGGCACGUCAACCUCCCUGCUGCCCAUUCGACACAGUAACACAGACUAUUCAAGGCAUAGAAAUCGACGUGACAGAAUACGCCGACCGUCUACUACCUGGGGAGGCGGUGCAGCAGGGUCCGUUAGACAGGUGAUGCCGAUUGUUUCGUUGCUACAGUGCACGAAAAGAAACGAAGUUGCGACAUUUUGCGCUCCCUACGCCUUCUGUACAGGAGAUCUCCCACUCUAAAUUACACGAAGGCACUCUACGAAGGACACUCUCUAGCGCGGUGUCGGAUAUAAACUGUGUUUGGAUUCGAUCCUGGACUUGGGAUGCUGAAUUUAACCGUAGUAUACUGGCAGUUUUCAUGAGCGCACUCCUUUCUGGAACCCUUCACGUUACUGGGGCUUCCGUUUCGAUCGCCGUGCACCGAACUGCGAACUAGCCAGAGAGGUACCGGCUGCGUUUUUACCGACAGAUGCGACCGUGAAACGUAUGAAUUUGGACAGGCAAUCGGGGACACACGAAACAGAAGAUGUGACAGUGGUUUUCAAAGGGAGUGGAGAAAGCAAUGUGUUGAGGAUGGGGUUCCACCUGGACCUUCGCGUGUCUCACUGGCCAGGCGCUCGAACCGGGAAGUGCUCUUGCGCACACAGCAUCGCUGGAUUUCCUCCAGGUGUGUGCUCCACCUUUAAAUCACAUUCCCAACCUUUCUCACGUUUUGGAGAUUUCUCGUGAACACACACUCUGUUGUCGGACAUCCAUUCUCCCCCUGGCUCAAAGAACGAAAGCGAAAACCGCCACCCGCAGGGAAAAGCGACGAGGGCGGGAGCGAGCAGAGAGAGUACGUCGAGGAGGGGCAGCGAAGUCAACAGCCGAGUUCCACUGUGCAACACGGGAGCUGACACAUCUUUCCGUGAACAUCUUUAACACUAAGCUUAUCUUCCACUAAAUCAUCAUUUACCAAUCGUUCCAUUCUCGUUCUUUCUUCCGGGCUCUCGGUCCUGCCGCUGUAUCGAGCGGCGUCUACCUCCUGUCUGAGAUGGGGAGUCCCAGGCGACCGGUGUGUCUUGCAGUUAACGGAGAACUUUUCCAGAACGGCGUGAGCCCGAUCCGUACGCUUUUCUAGCCAUUCUCUUUUGUCCUAGUAUGUCUAACGGUUCUUUUCUUUUUUGCACUCGAAAGAGUUCCCGAAAAACGAAGGUGGUCCGUCGAACAUGUCUUGCCCGGCAAGCUGCCCGCGAGGCCGCGGGGGUUCGGCCCCGCUGCCUCCCAUGCCUCCCUCUGUUAACGACGAUAGAAACGCCGUACUAAAUGCAUUACCCUCGAGAACGUCUUUCUCUGCUCCUCUCUGCUCCGCAACUUCUUGUUCUCUACCUGAGAGGCCCGUAUUCGCCAAGUUGACUGGUGGCAUGCCUUUCUCUCGAACAACGGCGCGCAUCGAGUGCGCGUCUCCCGCGUGUCAUGAAUCUCUAUCGUUACAUCGAGUGGCCGAAUCUCAGGUUAAAGCGCAAGCUGCCGCCUCUGGGCCUCUGUCCAAUUCGUCGUUUCUCAUCUUUCUCAAUUCUAUCCCGACAGAACCCCCUCGCUGUUUCCUACCCCCCCGCCGCGUCGCCUCGCUCUCUGCCGAGGCUGACACACCCAAGGGUUCCUUCUAUGUCUUCUCCGAGAGUUCUCGGAGUGAGUCUUCGCACAGUGAAGGCUGUGUGGAAUCCCGCUUGUCUGGGCACACAGCAGCACGCACGAGGUGCCGGAGGUCGCGUACCACUGCUUCGGCUACCGACAGCCGUCGCGAUGACCUUUUUUCGUUUGACCUACCGCAAGAAUGCGGUUCUGCCCCCAGACUUCCUCUUCCGCUUCCUUCCCGUUCGUGUCCCGCCUCUCCGUGCCACUCUUUGCUUCCUCCGCUCUCCAAUAAACUCACUCCACCCUGUCGAGAGAGCCAAUCUGAAGGGACUGAUCAUGGCUCGUCGUCUGCGCGUUGCUGUCAGCCCCGUCCAGCGUAUCCGCCCCGAAUCACGGAUGCGCUGCCUACCGGACAGAUUUAUUCUCGUUCUCCAUCGAGGGUGCGUGAGCGUACUCUUCGAUCAGAGCCAGCAGCACCGGUAAAUUAUUCAGAUACUCAAAAGCGUUGCCCUGCCCCGCUCUUCCAAUCCAUUCCCGUCCACAGCAUGCCGCCACCCCCGCCGCCACCCAAGGGAAAGAAGGGUCCGCUGCCGAAAAAAGCCUCCAACUCGCCUCUCCCGCCCAAAGGCAAAUCAACCCCAGACGAAGGGGCCAAAAAAACGCCACCACCGCCGCCUGCAGCCAAAGCGGGAGUUCCUGAAGGCAAAGCGGAGAUGCCUUCAGAAAAGGCGGAAGUUCCUCAAAAAAAGGCGGGGGUGCCUUCAGAAAAGGCGGACGUUCCUCAAAAAAAGGCGGGGGUGCCUAAGGAAAAGGCGGGAAUUCCUCAAGAAAAGGCAGGAAUUUCUAAAGGAGAAUCGGGGAGUCCUGAAGGAAAAACGGGUCCUCUUCCAGGAAAAGCAGGACCUCCCAAAGGAAAGCUGCCGCCUGGUAAAGCGCCCCCUGCAGAAGGGUCUGGUCCUCCGGCAAAGAGCGAUUUGAAGGCUUCACCUGCAGGCGCCCCGCCCUCUUCGCUUCCUUCCAAGAAGGCUGUCGCGUCGGCUGGGAAACCCCUGGGAGGCAAGACGCCUCCAGCGCCGAGCGUGGCUCCGAACCCACCUCUCGGCAGUUCCGGCCCGCAAGAGUCUGGCUCUUCGACGUACUACAGAGACACUCUGCGAGCAGCUGCGGGCACGGCGGGCGGGAUCGAGUGCUCAGCGGGGGAGGGAAGCGGGGAAACUGUGCCGCCCCCAAACGAGGCGUACGCCGCGAAAGCCGCCAUGAUGGUGGAGAGUCUCAAACUGGCAGACUACACGAACGUCCCAGCCGCCCACGCGCACGGAACUGAGCCGCCUGCUCUGCCGUUUGCGCCGGGCGCUGACCGGAACCCAGCGAUUUUGACGAGGGCUUUGAAGAAGGAAAUGGAGUUGCGUCGCGGGCAACCCACGCAGACCCCCGAGGAGCGGCGGCUGAUGCUUGCAGGCACCUUCAGUCUGCACCAAGCGCGGCUCGGGUUCAAGUUGUCACCGGAGCACCAGCGCGUUGCCGAAGCCCUGAUGCUUCUGCGGCGUUUGGAGGACUUCCGCGGCAGCGUCCAGGCCGGCGAAGUCCAGCGGAUUCGGUACUUGCUCAGAGUCGGAGCCACCGAGGCGUUCAGCCAGCAAAGGUACUCGGACGCCAUGCUCCAGGCGCUCCACUCCUACUUGCUCGCAAAGUCGUACUACACAGCGUACCAAAGCGCGCCUCUCGAGGGCGAAAUGGUUCCCGAGUUGCUUCUUCUCGUGAAGUGCUGCGGCCUGGCGGGCUGCCCCGACCGUGGACAGGAGUAUCUGAAGGAGCUCCGGUACAUCGUGGAAAAUACUUUGAUUGCAGAGGCCGGAGGCAGCGCGGCGGGAAACCGAGGAAGUCUGGUCGGCCCGAUCAUGCGGGUCGAGAAACACGUCCUCGCUUCAGUCGUCAGCAGUCUCGCUGAACUGUGCAGUCUGUACAACCAACCGGACGACGCCAGGCUCUUCUACGAAAAAUACGUGAUUCUCACAAAAGACGUGUAUGGCGCAGAUUCUCUGGCGGUGAGCGACGCACUGAACACCGUGGCUCUGUACUUCUUUCGGACUCGACAGUACGGCCAAGCGUUGCCGCUGGUGGAACAAGUGUUGGCCAUCCGGAAAAAGCACUUGGGUGACUUUGACGCUGCGGAACCCCACGCCAGAGUCGCGGACUGUUACGCAAACAUUGGCCUUCUUCAUCGACUUCUCGGUCACCCUACGGAGGCGUUUCCGUGUGUGUUGAUCGCUCUGGACAUGCGCAUGCGAAUUUACCAGACGCGGGAGACGUCAGGCGUCCAGGACUUGGUCUUGGCUCUGGGGUGUCUGCAGCAUCAAGCCGGCCACUUUCGGGCGGCUCUCGAGGCGUACAAAGAAGUGUGGACGUUCAGGAACAACACUCUGGGUGUCACGCAUCCCGACACGGUGAACGUCGAGUUGUUGCUGAGGCAGUUGGAGAAAGACCUGGCAGCGCAGAUGCAGGAAGACAAGCAGCGCUUUGUUCAGCGGGACAAGGCAUUGCCGUCCGCGUCGGCGUUCGACCUCACGACUCGCGCAAGCUCACAGAUUUCCGUUUCCCGUCAGAGUCACCGGCCCGGGGACUUUUUCUACGAGGAAGCCGACGGGGCGGCGAGCUCGGACCGCGGUCGCAGGGGAAGUCUGGACUUUGCAGAUGCUUCCGCGACGGUGCGGCUGUUGAAGCCGGCAGCGGCGGCGACUCUGGAGGCGUACAGACAGCGCCACGCUGCGUGCGGGUGGACGCAGCCCCUACGAGAGAAGAGCCAUUUCCACUCUGUGGCUCGCGUCCGGGCGCUCUACGGAGAAGAGUGGCGUUCGCUCAUGGUUCCCUCAGCGGCGAUUCUGCCCUACGUCGACGUCGAGGUCACUGGCCCCGAUACGCUGAAGCUGGCGGAGUGCUUUCAGUUCCAGGAAGCUCUCGCCGUCGACCGGCCGACCCUCCCGGUGGUGAACGUUCCCCAGAUUGAGAGGGGAGAGGCCGUCCUCGAGCAGGGCCAUCCUCACAUGGUGUUGAGUCCGGACGCCGCCGAGCUGCUCUCGCAGUGGGGCGUUGCGCUUCCCGAGGUCGACGAGAAGGGCCAGGUCAUCAACCGGGAGGCGAAGCUCGAGAAGCACGGGCGUCUUUUCCUGCCACUGGUCGACCCGAGCACGAACCAGCCGUUCCUGGGAUUUUACGGAGAGCCUGUGAUGGUGCCGAAUCCGGCGGUCUACCACAGCGUGAUUGCGCCUGCCAUUCUCGCCUAUGCGCGCCGGCAAGCGGCUCUGGUGGACCGAGCGAAGAACGCCGUCGGGCCUGCGCAGAAGCAACGCUCCGCGAUGGUCCAGGGCGCGAAGCAAGUGGCGCGCGGCGUCGUCAUGGCGAAACUCGGGGCGAAGGGCAAGGCGGGUGCGAAGACACCUGCGCAGGACGCACCCAAAGGCCUGGAAACGAAGGACGCCCCCGCCACUGCGGCUCCCGCAGCAAAAGAAGGUGGCGCACCCGAGACAGCAGAAAACGCUCCUCCGAAAGUGGAGGCGGCUGCUGCCGCUCCUGACAAAGAAGAGUCAGUUGAGAAGAAGGAAGAAGCUUCGCCGAGUCUGCCGCGGAAGGUGUCGGAACUUCCUGCGAAGAAGAGUCUCUUGAGGUCGAAGGCGAGCCAAGAGAUUCCGAAGGCGCCUCCGCUGAAGGACGACUCUUCGGCACCCGAAUCAGGGAGUGACAGCGGCGCGAGUGACCGGAAGCGCUCCCCGUCUCUUUCCACGAAGAAGUCUUUCGCGAAGAAGACGUCUGCGGCCCUGCCGACCCCCGCACCUGAAGGUGCGACUGCGGACGGGAAGCCCAAAUCGCUUCUCGGAAGCGGCGCCAAGAAAUUCGACCCUUCCGCCUACAAAGCAAAAGUGAAGGCGGGACCUGCACCUGGGAAGGCCUUGUCGUUUCGUGCCACUCCGAAGCAUGCAGCCGCGUUGCCGCCUUCAAAUCACCUUCGCGAGCCCGCGACCCUGUCCGAUCCGGACGCGAUUCUCGAAAGAAAACAGAAGUCCCGGACGAAAGCGCAGACGACCGCGGCCGACUCACACGAGCUCGGGCGCAACGACAUGUUAGAACGAGAAGAAGAGGGAGACGGAGGAGGAGAAGAGGGACUGGCCAAGAGGAAGAAAGUGGUUUUCCAGAAGAAUGUGGAAAAAGGCAGGAAGGUCUCUGAGCUUCAACAUGAGGCUUCGAGGUCAGCGGACGGGCGCGUAGGGAAGAACCAGCAGGGACCGGCCGCAGGGAGACACGGUUUGAAAGCGAAAAAAUUGAACGCUGAGACAGAACGAAAUUCUGAGUCAGAAGAGAAGAGUUCUUGCGGUUUCGCAGCACCGCAGUCAAGCUGUACACGAAAACGCGAGGGUUCCCCAGAAACGCGUUGCAUCAACGUCGAGUCCGUUCCCCAACCCCAGGAGGGUCCAGACGGGUCGCGCGACACAACACUGGCGUCUCUUUCCCCUCCAGACUCUUCAAGUUCUUUGAGAUGUAAAAAAGCGUCUUCGAAGCUCGAGCUCUCUGUCGAAUGCUCUGCUUCCCGCGACGAACCGUCCGAGGCGGAAGACCGCCGAGAAGAGAACAGACGAGAGGAGAGAAGAGAGAAGACGAGACGCGAUUUCAAGGCGCUUCUGCUGAAGAAGCAACGGGAGCACAUGAGCGAGACUUUGAUGCGACUGCAGAAAGAGACCGACAGGGAGGCUUCGGAGUCUGCGAGUGAAUGCAAAAUUUUUUUGAAAAUGCAGCGCUCCCUCGAACGCAAAGACGAAGUGGGUCUCUUUUUUCCCCGCGCCUCUGGCAACCAGACAACUCCUCCCGCCUUCCAACGAGCGUCCUGGCAGGCUGCAGCGCUCGCAGGUCAUCUCCGUUCAGGAGACAGUCUCUGGACGAGAGGCGAGGAGACAGCUGAAGCAGACAUUAUGGGACGCGGGGAUGAGAGUGCUCUCUUGACAAGACGAGUUGAAGAAGAGAGGAAACGCGUUAGGGAGAGACUGUUGGGAUGCGACACUCGCGCUUCUCACAGGGAGACGAGUCUAGGGGCCGACAGCGGACUCUUUGCCCUAGAUCGAGAAGCACAAAGACCGGCGGAAAACAGGGAGUUUCCAGAACCCCACUGCGUUUCUUCGUCACCUCGAAAAGCGAUUGAUCAGGUGCCGGACUUGAACUGUAGAGCCGCCUUGGAUCCCGAGAGAAAAAGCUUUUCGCCGGACUCUGACCGAGAAACGUCUAUUGCGCUCUGCCGCCGUCGAGUGUCUCCCUCGGGCCCUGUCUCCUCUCCAGACUCGCGAUGGCGAGGGGACCGGAGGCGAAACGCUUCAUCGCGGCCGACUCUUGAUUGGUGUCUUUCUCAGCAAGGAAACGCGACAGAGUCUUCGUCUCCACACAGAGACACAACCUCCAGAGCGCCAGAUUCCCCCCAUGUCAAAGCCGCUUCCAAAGAGUCAAACUUCCUCUCCAUGCCCUUCUUGGCUGCGGCCGCGCCCCCGCCCCCGGGGCUCUUUUCGCCCUGGGCGUCUCCGGUGAACUCGGACGGAAAUGGGGACACUGAGGGGACACUGUGGGACGAGGGGAUCGAGGCAGGUGGGUCCAGUUUGACGAGAAGGACGCGCUCUUCGGAACGCUCCCUGGAAAAGAGAUCUGUUCGACAGAAAGCUCCUUCACAGGUUUCGGAGGCGCGCGGAACAUUGAUGUCUUCGUUGAACGCCGGACUGGAGGCGAAGAAGACGCGGGCCGACGAACGCAGAGACAUCGGGACCGUGUUCUGCCUUUCGGACUCGCGAGACACAGAAGUGAAACCCGGAGAAGAGACACUGUUCCAGAGUGCCGCUGGCGAGUCGUGGGGUGUCGACCGGAGAUACGUCGAGGCUGAGAGAGAGGCUGAGCAGAGGCGGAGACGAAGGACAGGAGGCUGGGGGAGACACGAGGGAACUGCGAAUCCGGGAGGUAGAGGAAGGACUGGAUCUCGAGGAGAAGCGAGCACCUGGAGGAGGGAGAGCACGAGCUCGGCGACCGAGGCUGAGAUAAGGAGAGAACGCGUUGAGCAGUCGCGUCCCGACAGUGGAAGAAGGCGUGACACGAGAGAAAGAAAACGAUCUGUUGCGCAGGGCGCUGUGAAUCGGGUUUCGAGAGCGACGGGGCGAACUGAAGGAGUCGCCGUCCUCGGUCAGGAGAGGCGGAGAUGCGUGGACGCACGCCGAAGAAACGAAGCGGAAGACAGAGAAGGCGAGGAUCUUGGAGAAGCGGAGCUCUCUGUUUCCUGCUUUGAUUCUGACGGAGACCAGGAGAAGGACUUUCGACGUGAAACGUCGAGCGAAGAAGACAACGAAGAAGACGGUGAGGAAGCAGAGUUGUUUUCAACAAACGAGGUAGAGACCGACACGCUGCGCUCUGGGAGAAGGAAACAACAUUCGGUCUCCUCUCGAAGUGCUUCUCCUUCGCCAUGGCGCGUUGGGGCAGACAGAACUCGGAUGAAAACGAACUCGCAAGCGUCCGCUGCGCUUUCGGGGAUGCGUACAUCUCGUUUUCUUCAACCUCCCGCCUUCGAUUCUUCUGCGUCGCGGAGCUCUUCUGCGUCGCCUUCUCGACGUCGCCGAUUGGAGACUUUGGAGACUUUGGAUCUGCAGAAACGCACGAGAAAACAGCGAGUGCGAGUAGGAAGCCGAGAGUCCCGAGAAGGAAACGCGCAAAGGAGUCCCGGAAACCGACGGAGAGACAAAAAAGGACAGACUGAAGGGAGGAGAGGAGACUGGGGAAGAGCCUACUUGGAGAGGUUGGUGGUCGGACAGGAAACAGAGACCGAUUCAGAGAUCGCUACUCUGGAUGAGGAAUUGGAUAGAACGGAGUUACCUCGAGUCGUCUCUCCUCAGACCUUCCACGAAGCCCCAAAUCCGUUUUCUGACCAAGACACAGAGACAGAUUGCUUGUUCUCCACUCCUCGACUUCCUGUUUCAAAUGCGGAUCCGCAAGCCUCAAAAACGCACUCUGAGGCCGAUGAAUAUGUUGUUUCGUUUGCUUCUCAAUCGUCUGCCGCUCGUUCUUCCUCCUGUUAUCCUUCUCGUUCUCCCUCUUGUUCUGCUUUGUCUCUCUCUUUUGCAUGCUCGGACUCCACUGUAGGCGCCGAGAGCGCCACGGGGAGAGAGCGCACUGUUCAUUUGCUUCGCCCGACUUCCUCCAGUGUCUCUUCUAUUUCGCCCACCUCUUCCGACUGCGGUAGACUCGACAGCGAACUCGACGCACUUCCAGGACUCGGAAAAUGCACUUUGUUUUUCUCGGCUCCUGAGGCGGUGCAUGCGAGGCCCCUGGCGUCGCCGAGCUUCCGGCAGCGGCUCUUCAGCCGCAGAGACAGUGGGGCAGAGAGGGCCAGCUGCGGAGACGCGUUCGAUAGUUGGAGCCCAACUAGCGCCGGUGCGGGUUCGCGGGUUGUGGAGAGCUGCGGCAGCAACGUGUCGAGCCCGUCCAGGGGGAGGCUGCGGAGUCGCGUGAGCCUUGGCGGAUUGAAGGCCGCUUUUUCGAGGCAUUCAGAAAAUUCCUCGAACGAAAGACUCUGCUCUCCAAUGCACCAAGAAACCUCGAGGAAGGGUCCUCUCGCCGUGGCGAGGCGUCUCUCUGGGGUGGCCUCGCGGCUGGUGCAUUCGAGGUCGAGCCUUCAAGAACUCGGGGAAGCCGAAGACGAUUCGAGAAAGAGAUCCAGCGAGGGAGAUUCUCAGGAGAUUCCCAGGGAUUCCGUUGGCGUGACCGCACUCACUGGAGACAGCGAGACUCCGAACGGCUGGGCAGGUGUGGGGGGGCUGGAAGUAUCGGCGGGGGAAGACAGCAGAGAGCUCAGAGAAUGCGAAGAAAAGGAACGAGAGAGAACGCCGCUCGGAGGGUCGCUCCGGAGAUUCAGCUUCUCCAGCGACCUGAGAAAAGAUCCGAGACGCCCACGACGGACGCUGUCAGAUGCAACGGCGACGUGCGAAGGGGAUGGGAAGAUGCGCCGCCUUGUCGCGCUUCUUCGCCGGAAAAAUAGACGCGUAAAAAAAGAAGGAGAACAAGAAAGCGAGAGAGAACGGAGAGACGAAGGAGAACAAGAAAGCGAGAGGGAACGGAGGGACGAAGGAGAACACGAAGGAGAACAAGAAAGCGAGAGAGAACGAAGAGACGAAAGAGAACAAGGAGGAGAACAAGAAAGCGAGAAUGAACAGGAAGCGGAACAUGAAAGCGAGAGAGAACGAAGAGACGAAAGAGAACAAGGAGGAGAACAAGAAAGCGAGAGAGAACGAAGAGACGAAAGAGAACAAGGAGGAGAACAAGAAAGCGAGAGAGAACGAAGAGACGAAAGAGAACAAGGAGGAGAACAAGAAAGCGAGAAUGAACAGGAAGCGGAACAAGAGAACGAGAGAGAACAAGCGGUAGGAGAACAAGGGCAGGAGAGAGAAGGAGAGGGAGAGCAAAGAAGCGAAUGCGAACAAGGAGGAAGCGUGAUAAAUGUUUGGAGACAGGCAGAGAAGGAAGAAUCCUCAGGAAAGCAACUGAGUAAAGGUGAAGAGUCGAGAGAAGGAGAGAAGGGAGGCGUGAGAGCAGCCGACAACCAGGCGUCGGGUGCGACGCAGGGCGAAGAACAAGAGCAGAGUGGCUCGUCUCGUUUCUCGCAGCUCCUCGAAAAGUGGGCGAGAAUGUCCGGCGGCGCGACACCGAAACAACGGAUCGAGAUGAUUUCAGACAAAUCCGAACCCGGUGGAAGAUGGCGGAAGGACAUGGGGAUUCUGAAAGACAGUGAAGAGGAGAGUUUGAUAGGAAAGGAAGGGAUUUCACAGCGGCUGACGGAUGCUGACACUGGAACUGAGAAGACGAGAGAAGCCCAGCGAGAGGAUGCCUGGGUCGUGACAGAAAGUGCCAGAGACAGACGGCGAGCUUUGGGUACGACAGUGUCUCUGGAGGAGGUCUCCUUGUGUGCUGUGGGGAGCUCAGAGAGUCAUCUUGAAAAGCUCGGGAGCGGAGGUGACGAGAACGACUGCGGCAGAGACGCGAGUGAGGAGACCAAGCAAGGGCAUUGUUGCGAAGACAGAAGAAGUCUCAAAAGAGAAAAAGAGGUGUCGGAUUGGGGUGUACAGACAUCCCAUGAGAGAGAGAAGCAGGUGUCUGCACGUGGUGUAGAGACACCAGAGACAAAAGAGGAAUUGCCCGCUUCUCCUCUCUCUGGCGACUCUUCGUCUUCGCCUUUGGCCGGCAGUGCAUCCAACGUCUUCCCCGCGCGCAAGCGCUUGUUUUCUUCCCGUCGAAUGCUGCGACUUCCGAUUCCCUCGAGGAAACUCAGGAAAGCAGACAAGCCUGGAAGUCCCUCAGACGCGCAGAACUCUGCGGUGUCUCCCUCGCCCUCGUUUCAGCUCUCUCGGUCAGCGGAGGCCGCGACAGGCGGACCCCAAAACGUUGACGAAAGAGAAGUGGCGGUGCUCUCGGGGGCGUUGGAGGUGCAGACCGAAGGUUGGGGUGUACAGACAGCUCCGGAGACGCCUGGGAAUUCGACACACUGGGCGAGUCCAAGUUUUCAUUCUCUUUUUUCUCGUCGGUUUUCGCUCCGUGAUCGACUGAGGCGAAGAAGCUCCGCCAGCAGCAUGACCGUGUUGGACAUGGAGGAGAACAAGAGUCUGGACGCACUUUCAGUAGAUAUGCCUGCAACGGAGCCCCAGCGACCACUGGCGAGCGUUUCCGACUCGCUGGUUUUUUCGGAAGGCUUGUCUUUCUCUUCCUGUGUAGACCCGGUUUCGGACUUCGGUGACGACAACGAGAAGGAUGGAGUUACGCAGGAAACCCGUUCCUCUUGUUCUGAAGUGCCAUGUGCAGGCGCGAGAGCAGGUGGGCGAGAGUCCCCGACAAGCAGGAGACAUUCCUUCGUGUUUCGGACGACCCAGCAAAAAUACCGGACAGAAGGCAGUGCAGAUAACAGAGGAAGGAGAAGUUUGAAGGUCCUGCGGCGUUCGAGUUUCUCGCGGGCGUUCCGGGGCUUGGUCAAAAGUCCUGAGAGACAAAUCCUGCGUGACAGAGAUCGCGAAGAGGGGAAGGCGCAGGACACCGCGAGGAGAUCUGAGAGCGAGAGGGAGGGUGAAAAGGACGAUGAAGAAAAGCAGACAGGGAAGAGGGAGGGCAGGAAGUUGCGCCACCUUUCCGCUUCGUUUCUGAGAAUUCCAAGGCCAGGGAAACAUGAAACCAACAAGGAAUCUGUUUGCAAACGCCGCGGGGCUUCCCUUCCCCCUUUACCGCCUGAGGCCUCGAGCCCCCACGGCGCCUCACGGCUGCGGGCUGCGGCGGCGAGUUUCUCGCGUCUGAGGCGACGCAGUCAAUCAAGCGUUAACCGGGGGAAAAAAGAGGCGAUAGAGAUAGAAAAAAUGGAAGAGGAAACGAAGGCACAGAAUGAAAUAAAACACGAGAGAAAGAGUGAACUGAAACAGGAAGAAGUGGAUGAAAUGAAACAGGAAAACGUGGAUGAAAUAAAACAAGAGAGAAAGGGUGAAGUCAAACAGGAAGAAGUGGAUGAAAUGAAACAGGAAAACGUGGAUGAAAUAAAACAAGAGAGAAAGAGUGAACUGAAACAGGAAGAAGUGGAUGAAAUGAAACAGGAAAACGUGGAUGAAAUAAAACAAGAGAGAAAGAGUGAACUGAAACAGGAAGAAGUGGAUGAAAUGAAACAGGAAAACGUGGAUGAAAUAAAACAAGAGACGCCGGAGACAGUGCCUCUCUGGGAACCGAGCAUCACUUCCCAUCUCAGUGACUCUUGCGGCGAAGAUGUCGCCAUUUUUGCCGUUGAGGCAUGCGUGAGAGCCGCAAGAACCUGGCAGAAAGAGGAUGAAACUCUGGGCGCUUCCGUCGCAGCGGGGAGAGGAGAAGACGAAGAUGAAUGCGUGGAUCGAGGAGACGCGCUCACAGGGCAGGACGACAACGCAGAGGAGACAAGCCAACGAUGUAGCUGUUCCGAGGACAGUCCGGAGGGAGUCGCUGAACGAGAGUGGAUGGGCGGAAGCAGUGACGGCGCAGAAAUCCACUUGUUGCCUGAAGCAGACACCUCAGAUGAAGAGGAUGAAGGAGAAGAGGAGGAAGAAAGAGAAGAAGAGAAAGAGGAAGAAGGAGAAGGGGAAGAAGGAGAAGAGGAAGAGGAAGAAGGAGAAGAGGAAGAAGAGGAAGAGGAAGAAGAGGAAGAAGGAGAAGAAGAGGACAUCCACGAGCUGGGUGAGAAAGAAUAUAGUUCAGCCGAAGAAGAAACGCGUAUUGGAGAAGCAGAAUUGAGGCAUGGAGUCGCAAUUCUUAAUCCAUUUGCGUCUUGCGGGGCGGAGGCGUAUGGUGAGGAAAGGCCUAAGACAGGGACGACGGGGAGUGAAGCCGAUGACGACAGCUGGGCCGCAAGUGACUGGAGUGUCGGCGCGAGCAGCAGCGACGAAGAGUCCGAGAGAUCUUGGCAAGAGGGACCUUCUUCUGAAGAAGACUGUGACGAAACAGAAGCUGAGAAGAACGCAGACAGUGAGGUGGAGGAGCUUUAUGCAGAAAAGCUUUGCAGAAAGAAAGUGCAUGCAGAGAACGAUGUCGAAGAGUGCAAGACAGAGGUUAGUAAGGCAGAGGAGGGUUUCCAGAAUUCAAUGGCAUGUCUGGCAGAGGUGCUUCGGCUUACAGGAGUGCCGUAUAGUGAAAGCGAUUUGUCUGUCGAGAUUGCAGAGUUGAAUCGACAAUCGACGCUGCUGAUGGUGACUCCGGAUACACAGCGGCUUUCCCGUGAGCUUCCGAAGUCUAUUGCGUCGCCGCGAACGUCGGCAGUGCCGCUGGACAAACAGUGCGAUGGAAAAACGAACCUCACACACCUUCCCAAGAGCGCACCCUUCCGGAAAGCGAUGGAACUCACUCGUGUCGCCUAUCGGUCAGGCAAAACGCCGGCUGCUUGUUCAGUCCUCCGGUCUUCGUCUUCUUCAAAUCUCGCUUCUUCGGUCUCUUCAAGCCGUUCUUCUUCCAAACUCGUAUCUUCUUCUAGACUGUAUGCCACCCCACGAGAGCCUCGCUCUGAGCCGCGUGAGGCUUCUGGUGGGUUCUCGGUGUCGCCGAUUGCGUGCGACUCUUCUCCGUUUGCUCCACCUGCGGCUCCGCUUGGCGCGUCGGAGGGUGGACGCGAAAGUCUUUCGUGCAGCGACUCUUCAUCCGUCUUGGUUGGAGAUCGUCCCCCGCGUUUCUCGACCCAGCAGCUCCACGCGCUCCCGCCGAAGGGACCGAAGGGCGGGCCGCCAAAGAAAGGCAAGGCGACGGGCUGGAAGCCUCCUCCGCCUCUGCCGCCAGCUGCAGAGGACGGGACAGACGUGAAGGAAGGACCGACAGUUUUGAAGCAAGGCAUUUUCAAGAAAGCCGAGCAGGCGGUGAAGAAGGAGAUCCCGAAGAAGGAAGAGGGGUCUCCGAAGGAGGCGGCGAAGGUCGUGGAAAAGAAGGUGCUAGAGAAGAAGGCGAGUGUGUCCGCAGCCAAGGGCGAGACGGAGACGAAAGUCGCUGUAAAGAGCGUAGCGAAACCGCCGCCUCUGAAGGCUGCGAAGAGCGGCGAGGCAAAGACAGCAGAACCUGUGAAGGAAGAAGCAAAAGUGGAGAAGGCCCCGAAGGUCAAGGGCGACGGCUUUAGCCGCAUGAAGCUCCCCUCGGGGAAGCCUGAAGAGGCGCCGAAAAAGACUCCCAAGAUGAAGAUCAUGGUCGGAACGACGGGUCAGGCGAAGGUCGUCGAGAAGAAAGACUCGAUGGACGAACUGGAUGCUUUCACGGGGCCUUGCUACAUCCCCCCGCACAUGGACGUCCCCCCGGUCGCUCCCGAGGUACUCGCAAAGAUCACCAAGUUGAAGCCUGGGGUAGAGAAGGACCCGCAGCUGGGGGAGCUUCCGGUGGUCAUUCUGAUGGACGACAACAACACAGAGCUGGCGAGGCUUCCGUGGCAGGUGGACAUCUCCUCGUUCUCGCUCGCACAAAGUUCGAUGUCCAUCUUGGUGGCUCGGAGACUAGGUCUCUUGGCGCGACGCCUCGACGAAGACAAGAAGGACGAGGACACCCGCGACUGGCUGACGGGCGAGGGCCUGAAGAAGUUCGGCCUGUCGAUGCAGAAGGAGAAGCCCACCUUUGGAGACACUAGUCUCCUCCUGGGCAUGGGUCUCUCGGCGCUGCCUCAGGCCCUCGCACAGAAGAAGCCGGAGGCACCCAAGAAGGAGGAGGCGAAGCCAAAGCCAGAGGCGAAGAAGGAGGCGCCAAAGAAGGGCCCUCCCGGCGGAAAGGGCGGGAAAGGCCCUCCUGGCAAAGGGCCUCCAAAGGGCAAGGGCAAGGGCCCGAAGAAGAAGGGCGAAGGCGGUUUGAAGGUCGGCAAGAAGGACGAGGGGAAGACCAAGCGGUUCUUCUGGGACCCGAUCUUCGAGGACGAAAUCCCCGGGACUAUCUUCAUGAAGAAGCCGAACAUGGUUCUAAAGCUGCAAGACGUAGAAGAGACCUUCGCGAAAGUCGUCGCCAAGAAAAAGACCGAGUCAAAGAAACCCAAGAUCAUCCAACUACUCCCAGACUCCAAACGCGCAUACAACAUGAGCAUCGCCUUGUCCAAGUUCAACAACUACUCGUACCAACAGCUCCGGGAGGCCAUCAUCGACCUUGACCCUAAGAUCCUAACAAUCGAAGCGACGGAGACUCUCCUGAACUUCGUGCCCACAGGUGAAGAAAACCAGGUCGUCAAAGAGUACAUUAACUCUGGUGGAGACUUGAAACUCGUCGACAAACCGGAGCAAUUCGUCGCAGCAAUGCUCGGAGUCCCUCUGAUGAAACAGCGCCUUGAGGCCCACGCUUUCGCCUUGAACUUCCGCGAGGCGUACAGCGACGCGUACACUCCACUGGAAAACAUGGCAGAUGCAUGCGACGCCAUCGACGAUUCCCAGAACCUCAAAAUUGUUCUUUUCGCCAUCCUCGAGUUGGGUAACGCACUCAAUGAGGGCGAUCCGCAGCGAGGAGGUGCAGCUGGUUUCAAACCGACAACGCUUGCCAAGCUGCAAGAAAUUCGGACAACAACGAAACCCGUCAGAACAAUGCUGCAGUACAUUUGCGAUAUCAUUUGGGAGCAACAGCCGACGGCGCUGAACAUCUAUGAAGAUUUGAAGAUCUGCGACAAGGCGCAACGCGUUGACAUGCAGGGCAUUGAGGGCAGAAUUUCCAAUCUUAAGGCGGGUUUGACGAAGGUGAAGAACACCCUGGAGGCAGCAAAGAAGGGCAACGAGUCCACUGGCGUCAUGGGAGAUCGCGAUCCUCUUCGGAACAUUAUGGACGAAUUUCUUAUAGAGGCGGAGCCGAAGAUCAAGCAGCUUGACGACUUCCUUGUUCAGGUUCAGAAUCAAUUUCUGCAGACGUGUCAUUACUCUGGUUACCCUGACAAAGAUGUCAAGAAGAUUAAGCCAGAUGAGCUUUUCAAACAGGUUGCAGGCUUCGCAAGGCAGGUGGAUGCCAUUCGCAAGCAGAAGCAAGAGAUUGCAGAUCGCGAAUUGAAACGCAAGGAGGCCGAGGCAAAGAGAGCAGGCAAAGGACUCAAGUCGACUGCAGUCAAGAAAGUCGGGAUGAAAUGAGUCUGAGACUUUCCGGAAGCGCUCAGUGGUCAGAUGCUGAAGGAGCGACUGUUGGUCGACGGGUCCUUGCAAAAAAGCAUCACGCUCGAUGCAAUCGUAACACGUUACACUUUGUGUAUUCGUUAGUGAUCCGUCUAGGUGGAUGUCCGACAUACACGAGUCUCAAGUAAAUGGAGUCGUUCGGUCUGUGUGAACCAGAGUUGACUUUAGGACUCAAUCAUUUAGGCAAUGCCAAGGCCGUGAGGGUUAGGAUAUUUAUGUUUGAUACGUGGUGCUUAGUCGCAGUCUACGCCUGUAUCAUUCAUGCGUAAAGCUGGUCAUUCGACACGCUUCCUGAGUCGUUUUCGAGCAUUUCGAGAACUUUCGUGUAGGUGGGACAUUCAAUGCACUAGGCCGGAAGCGGCAAAACCGCCGCAGAUCGCGAAGGUCCUUUUAGUGCUAAGAGAUGUGGAAUGACCUUGAGGUUCUGUUGUGCUACCUCGAAGUUUGUUGCAUGGCGUUUGGAACGAGAACAAUAUACAGACUU
This is a messenger RNA of Toxoplasma gondii ME49, 17409 nucleotides long. RefSeq names its product formin FRM1 (gene FRM1). NCBI's taxonomy places the organism in Eukaryota, Apicomplexa, Conoidasida, Eucoccidiorida, Sarcocystidae. Bases 1854 to 16883 code for a protein of 5009 amino acids. Gene Ontology annotation, molecular function: protein binding. The record is from RefSeq and is a predicted model, not a curated record. The transcript has 8 exons.